AAUUUUAUGAAGAUGCCCCCACUAAAAUUACAAUUCGUCCCCGCUAAUUUUUUAUUUUAUUUUAAAUUUAUACUUUAAAAUUUUGAAAAUUUAUGAAAAUGUCACCACUAAAAUUACAAUUUGCCCUAUUGAAUUAUUAUUAUUUUUUUUGCAUUUUAUACUUUAAAUUUUUCAAAAUUUAUAAAAAAAAAUUCUAAAUUACAAAAAUAGACUUACCAUAUAAGUUUGCCUUACAAAUUAAAAGGCCGCUUACUAAUGACAAAAAAAACAAAAAGAAAAAAAAAAAGAAAAAGAAAAAACCUACUACUAAUGAAUCAAGUUAACGAAGAAAACUAACGAAGCAUACCUUGUUAAUUAAACGAGAUUGAAAAAAAUGAGUUUAAGUUGACUUAUUUACUUAACCAUGCCACAAGAUUGAGAAAAAAAAAAUCAAAUUGACCUACACAAGAGCAUGUUGAUUCUUGACGCCUUUCAACCAACCGAUUCUCUCCAGCACUUGCGUUCCCGCGAUUGACAUUAUACGAUUUAAAUUCCAAAAAUUCCUCCAGACACUUGCCUCUACCGCGCGUGGACUUCACAUCCCCACCAAAAGCCCAAGCUCUCCCCGCCUCCCACCUCUUCCCACCUAAUCCGCCGCAACAUCCCGGCGACCCCUUCGUCUCAGUCCAGAAACCCUGCCGGAAAAUGACGUCACACUAAAACGCUGCACCGAGCGGGUGACGAUUAACGAGGGAGGGGUGCGCAGGUUAGGAGGAACUGACCUGGUGCGCAUAUCCAUUCUAUCAAAGUGUAGUUUGGUAGUGGAAAUGUGACGACGCUUCAAGUCUUGACUGUAGCAGGCGGAUUACACAUUACACACUACACAACGCAAUUAAUAAUAAAUAAUGAUUCUUCUCUGCUAUCGAAGGAUUGUAGGAGGGCUUUAAUUUCGUGUUUGGAGAGAUGAAAAUUGAGCCGGAAAGUACCUCAGAGUGAUUUUGAAGGAUUGUAGGAGGGCUUUGAUUUCGUGUUUGGAGAGCUGGAAAUUGGGUGGGAGAGUUCCUCAGAGUGAUUCUGAAGCUCAGUGUGUUUCAUCCAUUAUAAGUCCGAAGAGCAUGAACUCUCCAUUGGCCCAGUUUGUGACUUCAAGAGGAAUAAGUAUCUUUGAGCCAAUCUACCAAAGUAGCAUGUGGGAAGAAAAUUUCAGGGGUAAUAUCUAUCAAAAUACAUCUACAUCUGCAAUUGUCACAAUGGACACAAAGCAAGACAGGCUAGACAGCCAGUCAGGGAAUGCUUCACUUGGAAUGUUAGGAUCUCCUCGCCUGUAUGACCAAGAAGCUGCUAAACCUUUUGAUAAGGUAAACCAAAUAGUACUAAGACGUCUUGCACAAAAUCGCGAGGCUGCUCGCAAAAGCCGUUUGCGGAAAAAGGCCUAUGUUCAGCAGUUAGAAACAAGCCGUUUGAAACUGAUUCAGUUGGAACAAGAGCUUGAACGAGCUAGACAACAGGGUUCGUAUAUAGGCGGCGGGUUAGAUGCAAGUCAUGUAGGGUACUCAAGAACAGUAAACUCAGGAAACUCAGCCGCUUUCAAGGAUCCUGCAGGUAUUGCUGUAUUUGAGGUGGAGUAUGGACACUGGGUUGAAGAACAAAAUAGACAAAUUUGUGAGUUGAGGAAUGCUUUGUAUCCUCCUGUAACUGAUAAAGACCUUCGCAUGCUUGUUGAUUGUGCGUUGAACCACUAUUUUACUCUCUUCCGGAUGAGAGCAACUGCUGCAAAGGCUGAUGUCUUUUAUAUGAUGUUUGGCAUGUGUAAAACAUCAGCUGAACGCUUUUUCCUGUGGAUUGGAGGUUUUCGCCCUUCAGAGCUUCUAAGGGUUCUUGAGCCACAGCUUGCCCCGUUGACAGACCAACAACAUUUGGAUAUUUGCAAACUUAGACAAUCAUGUCAGCAAGCAGAAGAUGCUUUCUCACAAGGAAUGGAGAAACUCAAGCAAAAUCUGGCUGAGAGUGUAGCUGCAGGUCAACUGGGAGAGGGUACGGCAUUGGAGAGGUUGGAAGCUCUGGUGAGAUUUGUGAAUGAGGCAGAUCAUCUCCGUCAGGAAACCCUGCAACAGAUGUCUCGCAUCCUAACUACCGACCAAGCAGCUCGUGCCCUGAUUGCAUUGGGGGAGUACUUCCAGCGCCUCAGGGCUUUGAGUUCGCUUUGGGCUAAUCCUCGUGAGCCUGCCUAGUCAUUCAAUUCAAAGGCCUGGAAUCAUGCUUCAGCAGCCACAUGUGCAUAAUCAAUUAAUCAUAGCCUGGAUUCGUCCUUACCGGAAAAAAAAUCUACUAGCCUGGAACCAUGCUCACAGUCCUUAGGGCAUAGUCACAACCUGGAAUUGUGCUUCAGCAUCCACAUGUGCUUGUUAACGUCGAGUAUAAAUAUAUAUACGUAGGCAUAAGCUGGUGAAAAAUUUCAAGCAGCCUCCCACAGUUGAGUAAUUGGAAAUAAAGAUGGCUAUUUCAUCAAAAGGAAGUAUGCAAUUAAAAUAAAUUUCUGUUUACUGUAAGGCAAUUUUAAGGAAUAUAUUUAAAGUUUCUAAAUGCAACUAGUAUUGUAUAUUGAGUGUUUGUGAAAUGUAAAUAUUGAGUGUUUGUGAUAUGUAAA
Messenger RNA from Cornus florida, 2626 nucleotides. RefSeq names its product transcription factor TGA1-like. The record is from RefSeq and is a predicted model, not a curated record. The coding region runs from base 1095 to 2210 and encodes 371 amino acids. Lineage: Eukaryota; Viridiplantae; Streptophyta; Magnoliopsida; Cornales; Cornaceae. Gene Ontology annotation, biological process: regulation of DNA-templated transcription; DNA-templated transcription. The transcript is spliced from 11 exons. Gene Ontology annotation, molecular function: DNA-binding transcription factor activity; sequence-specific DNA binding.